AUGAAGAGCGUCAUGUCAGCGGGGCGACCUCUCGAUCCGCUUUGUUUCGUGUGCGGAUGCUAUUCGAAAGAAAGUGACGAUCUCGAUGAUGAUUCUCUGGUGACUGGCUCGUCAGUGUUCGAAAGGCUCGUUGCUCUGUUGGCGAAAAAGCUCGAGUCUUUGGAAAGUGCCGUGAGAACAGCCUUGGAAAGCUCGCGAGGCAAAUAUUGCUUAUGCCCAUCAUGUGAGAGUCUCGUCUCGACGAUCGACUGCCUGGAAAAAGAACUUGACAAGAAUAUCCAAAAACUGUGGAGUUCCGAGAUCCAUGUCGCCAUCAGGCAAUUGUGGCCAGAUGCUGUUGACGAGCUCAAACCCUUCACACCUCAGCCAUCAACGAUCUCAGAAAACCAUCGUGUUGAUAAUCCUCCGCCUAUUCAGACUAGGAAACGCGGACGUGCCUGCAAAAACGAUUUCUCUUCAGUUUCAAUUGAUGCCAGUCUCAACAGAGCCGAAAAAGUAUCGUCGAGAAGACGAGAGGUUAAGGAAAGAGUGAAGAAUGUCAUUGAAGAAGAAGUUGUGGUGAAGCGAAGAAGGGGUCGACCUCGGAAAAGUGAUAUUACCGUCCCUCCGCCUGUGGAAACAAUAUUGAAUGUUCCCGCGAGUCACGAAGUUUUGGUUGAUCCUUCCAACGGUUUCAUUGCCAAAAUUGAGGCCCCUGAUAACGUGGACGACGUCGACGAGCAAAAAUUCAGCGUAACGAGUGAAGAAAUUCAGCCAAAGGACCCGGAUGAUUUCCAGUCUGCCGUGGAGGAAGACGGCAACCUCGAACCCGCGAAAGAAUUACCCGGUGCUUUCAUGUGGUUGAAUUGGCGCUGUAGGAUUUGCGGGCAAAUUUCCCCGGAUGCCAAAGAGUUUUCGUCACAUCAUCAGCGAUAUCACCCUGACUCUUCACUUCAUUCGUGUCACUUUUGUUUCGCCAAAUUCAACGACGCCGACGAGUUCCGGAACCACGUGUUUUACGAAGAGCUCGACAAGUGCAUGAAGAAGGAUUUUCGCUGCGUGGAAUGCGACGUGGAUUUCGUCAGUCCGAGGCGAUUGAAUGACCACAUGCGAUCUGCACAUGUUGGCGGAGAAUGCGCCAAUUCUCCGUUUCAGUGCCUGGAAUGCGACGGGGUUAGAUUUGACACGUUUCAAGAAUACAUUUACCAUCGUGCCUCUGACGAAGCGAGUCAUGUCGUGCCUGAAGGAUUAGCGAAUUUUGCUUGCAAUUGUGCGGAUGGCUGUGAUUUCAAGGGACGCACGGAUGAGGAACUUGUCGAGCACGCGUCAGCGAUUCAUGAUAACAAAACCCCGUUUCAAUGUCCUCGUUGUAGAAUUUCUGUUCCAAGUUGGAAACGGAUGGCGAGACACGUCGUCAAACUGGAGUACGGGAAGAAGUAUUGCGAAGAAUGCGGCCUGUUCUUCAAAACUCCGCAUCACACGGAGUGGCACAUCAACGAGACGCAUUUGAAGCGAUCCCCGUACGCGUGUUCCGAGUGCAAUAAAUCGUUUCCGUCGAAGCGGCAGUUGUUGUACCACAUGGAAUACCACAAGCCGAAGCCUGAGAAAUUGUGCAACGUUUGCGGCAAGUAUUACAAGGGCUGUCUUUCGUACCACGUACGAGCUGUGCACAACAAGGAGAGGCGGAUCAAGUGUGAAUUAUGCGACGAAACUUUCUUUCAUUACGCGCCCAAGAGGAAUCAUUUGGCAAAAGUGCAUGGAAUCAAAGCUGAUCGUCGUGUGAAUACGUGCGAAUUGUGCGGGAAAGUCUUCGUGACGAAAGACAGUCUGAAAAUUCAUCGUUUCACUGUCCACGGGAUCCGCGGAUUGAAAACUUACGCUUGUCCGACGUGCGGGAAAGAAUACAUUGAGAGGAAAAGGCUGGAAGAACAUAUCAUGGCCCACGACGGUGUGAAGCCGAAUGCGUGUCCGAUGUGCGAUCAUCGAACAAUCACUUUCGUCAACUUGAAAACUCACAUCAAACUCGUUCACAAGAAAAAAGUAUUCCGGAAAUGGACAGUGGACGAGGCGGGCAACAAAACCUACGUCAUUGUAGACCACGAACAAGACCUUUCUGACUUCAAGAACCAAACCUGAAAAGCGUUUUUUUUUUUCGUUGCUGAUGUCGAUCUCAUGGAUCUGAAAUCCAUCCUUUUUCUUUCGUGGGAGAAAGAAGUAGAAUUUGUGCAUGUUGAUGCAUUUUUAGCGUGACCUCCUGAUAUCAAAUUGAUUUUGGUUCGAGGUAUUGAGUUUAUUUGUUUUUUGUUUUUUUGCUACUUGAAUCAAUGAACGUGCCAUUUUUCGACGCCUGCCGAAGGUAUGGGUGUGUGAAUAAGCUCAAUUGUUGUACUGCCUCGUCGUCCAAAUGGUUUUGUUUUCUUGACACGGUAAUUCGUAUGUUUCUUUCGUCGAGUGUACAACGAAGAAACUGUUUCAAUUUGUGAUUUUUUUUGUUCUGAUGAAUUUCUUUCAUUCGAUCAGUGAUUUAAUUUCUUCUCGGGAACGGAUACUUGGCGGCAUGGGUUUAUUUUCCAUCCACUUUUGUAAUCUAUUUAUUGCCAGAUUGGAUAAAGGAAGAAAUCCUUUCGCGUUUGUGGA
Molecule: messenger RNA, 2616 nt
Organism: Notodromas monacha
Lineage: Eukaryota; Metazoa; Arthropoda; Ostracoda; Podocopida; Cyprididae
Source: the annotation of a GenBank genome assembly